Molecule: messenger RNA, 3318 nt
Organism: Rotaria sp. Silwood2
Lineage: Eukaryota; Metazoa; Rotifera; Eurotatoria; Philodinida; Philodinidae
Source: the annotation of a GenBank genome assembly
UCAGUUCUUCUUCAGGAACUUUCAUAUGAUUGGUCACAGAACGAAAAAAAAUAUACAUAUAUAUGUGCGUCGUAUACGUCCAUUCAUUAUGUAAAUAUAUAUGUCAGUCAUAUUUUAUAUUGUUUUAUUGUUUUACACACGCAGCAGCAACAUAUUUAUAGAACUUUUUUUGUAUUAUUAAAUUUUCUGAGAGUAAAAAUAAUGAAUAAUCGUAACGAAGCUGAAUAUUGCAAGAACUCUUUUAUUAUUAACUGAUUGAAAAGAGAUUAGGUAUGUGAGUGAUUUAAUAAUUAAUCACUGAUUAAUUAUUUAUAUAUUUAUAAAAAAUAAGAAUUUAUAUAUUUACAAAAAAAUAAAAUUGUGUAUAAAAAAAUAUAGAUUACAGUACACAAGUACACUGAUUACAGUACAUAGAUUGAGAUAAAAAGAAAAUGGAAUUAAUACAAAGAAAAAGAACAAAUCACAGUUAAUUGAAAUAACAGCAAGUAUUAUAUAUAUGAAAGUUUCUGAAAUAAAAUCAAAUAACUCUAAAUCAUCACUUUUCAAAUUUUUUUUACAAAAUGACAGAGAAACAACAAGAACGANUGUGAAGAGUCGGACUUUAAGAUUAUAGGAAAAAUUGAUUUUAAUAAAAAGUUCUGCCCGUUAUUAAAAAAGAAUCUUGAUGUGCCAUUAUUGCUCCAACAAUAAAAAAGUCUUCUGUUUGGUUUCUUUUUCAAACAUUCAAAUUAAAAUGCCAUAUGUGAGCUAUCACAGACCUUGAUUUUUCUAAAUGGUUUUUAGAUAUCGGUGAUGGGAUGAUACCUUUACCAUCAACACCUAAAACCCAAUUUUCAGUUGAAGUUCCGAUUUCUUUAAUAUCUAAUGACAUAGUUACCAAUGUUUUUGGUAUUAGUUUUACCUGUACUGGUAUUGAAAAAUUUUUCAAGACGUCCAAUUCUCUGUCCAAGAAACGAAGGUGUUCGAUUAAUCAAUGAGCGCCUUUCAAUAAUUUUAAAAAUGUUGAACAAAGUAGUUUUUACGUGAUUUACUCUGUAAAAAAUGAUGACGGUAUAGACGAUCAUGAUUUAUAAGCCAAUAUUCCGGUAGAGUUUCUAAAUACGUUAAACCCAUCUGGACUACCACUGUAUAAAUUAAAUUUACAAAUAGGUUGUAUAGUGAUACUUUUGAGAAAUCUAUCGGUAAACAAAGAAUUUUCCUAUGGAACUAGAGUGAUUGUUAAAGCCUUUCGCCAAAACGUGCUUCAAUUGGAAGCUAUCACUGAUGCAUUUUCUGGAACUGUUCAUUUUAAUCCUAGAAUUUCUCUGGAUACAUCGAAUGAUCCAGCACUUCCACUCAAUUUCGUUAGACACCAGCUUCCAGCUCGGCUUGCAUAUGCAAUGACAAUAAAUAAGUCUCAAGGUCAAACUUUUGAUAAAGUUGACCUCUAUCUUCCAGAACCAUGCUUUUCUAACGGUCAAUUUUAUACAGGAUAUUCAAUAGCAACGGAAUCCAAAGGUUUAAAGUUCAAGUAAAAGAUACCACUAGACAGGGCAAAACGGAUAAUGGCCAAAUAGUAACAAAUAAUGUUGUUUAUCAGGAAAUGUUUUCGUGAUUUCUGUAUGUUUGUUUUUGUGAGUUUAUAACUUUAGUCAUUUUUUUAUUUUUAUAUCUAAUAAAUCAAAUACUAAUGCAAACUUUUUAUUAAAAUCAAUUUUUCCUAUAAUCUUAAAGUCCGACUCUUCACAGGGGCCUCUAGUUUAUUUCUAUUGUUUACUAAACAACCAAUUAAUUUAUAUGAUUGAUCAUUAUAUCGGUUGCCAUUCUCAAUGGUAUUUAUGAACUAGUUGAUGAAAAACUAUUAAUAGUUUAUAAAAAAUUAUUACAAUUAGAAAAUAAAUCUUUUACAAAACUUAAUAUUGGAAAUAGUAUUCAUAUCGAUAAAUUUCAUUUAAUAUUGUUUUAUUAAAUUAUAUUGAUUUAAUCAUUCGAUUAACGACACAUACUAUCCCGUCUAAUUUAAACAACAUCUAAACUAUCAGCAUUAUUUUACAAGUCAUGUCGAUAAUGUACUUCAAGAUUGAAUAUGCGGGCUUGUUCAAUAGUAUUAUAUACAAAAAUGAAUGAACAAUUUUUUCUUUGUCUUAUUCUCAUUUAUAUAUCAUCGUUGUAUAAUCAAUAAAACAAUAUUUUAUAAGUACUAAUAAAUAUUGAUUGAAUUAUAAAAGAGAUUUAUAUUUAGAAUACAUGUCUUUAUUUGACACGCAUCAAGAGGAUACAGAUGAAGAAAAAAAUAAUGUCAAUGAUCAAGAAUGAACUGACAAUGAUGAUAUUGCAUUUUUUGCGAAACUGAAAUCAAGUUGAACACUUGCCAGUAUUUUAAAAACUAUUCAUUUUGUUGAUGAAUGAUUAAUUAUUGUAUAUCCAUAUUAUUAGAUUUAAUAAUCGAGACGAAUGAUAUCUAAUAUGAAUACAAAACUAAAAUUUGGUUCUUUUUUUAAAAAUAUAUAUGAACAAAGUUCGACAAAUUUUUGUGUUUAAAUCUAGACAAAUCCUUCAAAUUAUGUUACAUCAAAUAUAAUCGAUUGAAUUUUUUAAUUAGAGAAAAACUUCAUUCAUUUAAUGUAAAUAUAUCUAAGAGAACUUCUGUUUAGGAUGCUAUAUUUUGUGCAUUACUAACUGGUAUAAAAAUUAUUGUUGAAGAUAAACAAUGUGUACAAGGCAAUGCUUUUAUUGAUACAUGUGUUUUUGAUUCAUAUGAAUUGAUGUAACAAGGUCGAUUUCGAUUUCACCUUGAAACUGUUCUUGUAUGAUUUCACUUGAUACAGUGCUACAUGAACCAUUACCAACGAACGUUGCUGUACAAAUUCAUUAUCGUGAAAAUCAAACACAUUCAUUACAGCUUUGUAAUUUAUCAUUAGAUAUUGACUUUAUAAACGAUCAGAAAUAAAAUUGGCUUUUUUUAAAAUCUCAUUUCAUAGUUUAGAAGAAGAAGAAUGUGUAAUUACUGAAUGUUUGAUUAAAGUAUUAGAUGAUACGGAUACGAUUGAUUUUGAUUUUCAAAUCCAAAAAUGUUGUUACUAAAGUCAUUUUCAAAGUUAAUAGUUAUUUAUGAAAUAAAUACUUUUGAUUAACUAUUAGUUUUAGGCUAGCGAAUUCAAAGAAGUACUUAGCGAAAUUGAUUUUAAAGAUGAUUGUAUUGAAUUAUUGAUUACUCAAGAUGUUCCACAUUUUCGUUUUAUUGCUAAUGAAUGUGGAGGUAGCACAUCAGCUGAUAUCACUCAAAAUGCACCUAUUAUGGAUACAUUUCUAUGUAUGGAGCCAGUGUAUAAUUGGUAA